Molecule: messenger RNA, 1844 nt
Organism: Oryza brachyantha (malo sina)
Lineage: Eukaryota; Viridiplantae; Streptophyta; Magnoliopsida; Poales; Poaceae
Product: autophagy-related protein 18d-like
Exons: 5
Coding region: 124-1437 (437 amino acids)
Biological process (GO): nucleophagy; autophagy of mitochondrion; protein localization to phagophore assembly site
Cellular component (GO): phagophore assembly site membrane; cytosol; extrinsic component of membrane
Molecular function (GO): phosphatidylinositol-3,5-bisphosphate binding; phosphatidylinositol-3-phosphate binding; protein binding
Source: RefSeq, a predicted model, not a curated record
GGGCGCAGUUACAUCGUGUUCCUGUUUUAGCUAUCUGAUUUUACUCUUGUAUUAGAUUUUUUUGCUCCACGAUAUAGUUUCCUCAAUUAAGCAGCUUCUGCGGCAUGGGUUCAAGUAACUGCUAUGUGCGUGAGGUAUAUUCGUCACAUUUACAACAGAUUGAUCUGCCUUGUCUGCCCCCACAUGAGCUCACAAGUAUCUGCAUCACGGGGUUUGCACUCCCCAGACAAGCUUGGGACAUUUGAGUCCUCUCACCCAUGGCAACUGUCAGCUUCUACAGGCCAGGGUGAAGCUGGUAGCGGUGAUGACCAGGACAUCAGGCUGUUGUCUGUUUCUUGGAAUCAGGACUUCGGUUGUUUCGCUGCUGGAACUAGCAAUGGCUUCAGGAUCUUUAAUUGUGACCCUUUUAAAGAAACUUUCAGGAGGGAUCUGAAGAGUGGUGGGUUUGGGAUUGUUGAGAUGCUAUUCCGUUGCAACAUCCUUGCUCUUGUAGGUGGUGGCUCCAAUGCCCAUUAUCCACCAAACAAGGUAAUGAUCUGGGAUGACCACCGGAGCCAUUGUAUUGGAGAGUUUGCCUUCCGUUCUGAUGUCCGGGCUGUAAAAUUGGGGAAGGAUUAUAUUGUGAUUGUUCUUGAGCGCAAGAUAUACGUUUAUAACUUCACAGAUUUGAAGCUGCUCCAUCAGAUUGAGACCCAGUCCAAUCCAAAAGGAUUGUGCUGCCUCUCUCACCAUGCCAAUACUUCAGUGUUGGCCUGCCCUGGGGUGCAUCAAGGGCAUGUUCGGGUAGAGCAUUUUGGGUUGAAGGUUACAAGGCUGAUUUCAGCUCAUGAUUCUCACAUCUCUUGCAUGGCUUUGACAAUGGAUGGCAUCAUUCUGGCAACAGCAAGCAUGAAGGGUACUUUGAUAAGAAUAUUCAACACAAUGGAUGGCACUCGUCUGCAGGAGGUGCGCAGAGGACUUGAUAAAGCAGACAUAUACAGCAUUGCGCUAUCACCCAACGUGCAGUGGUUGGCAGUGUCCAGUGACAAAGGAACAGUUCAUAUUUUCAGUCUAAGAGUGAGAGUUGCUGGGGAAGAUGCAAGUAAUGAACAGCGUAGUCUUGAAGGCCCACGAAUGGAUCACCAGAACUCUUCUAGUUCCAUAGAUCCUCUUAUUCAAACAAAUACUGGAUCCAAUGCUAGCUCAUCGUUGUCAUUCAUGAAAGGGAUUCUGCCAAAGUAUUUCAGUUCAGAGUGGUCUUUUGCUCAGUUCCAUUUGCCAGAAGUCACACGCUACAUAGUAGCUUUUGGUGCUCAAAACACUGUAAUGAUGGUUGGUCUGGAUGGCAGCUUCUACAGGUGCAGCUUUGACCAGGUUGAUGGCGGGCAGAUGCUGCAGAAGGAAUAUUUCCGGUUUAUCAAGGCUGGCCUCACUCCCCUGAGGCCCUCUGUCGCCUGAAAACUUCAUGACGAAAUCACCUGAAUGACUUGUAUAUAUGAAGGUUGUGUUCAGUCCAUUGUAUAUAAAUGUCGUCCUCUCGCCGGCAAAGUUCUAGGUAGCCGGAAUAAGGAGAGCUGGGUGUUCGAUCGCAACCUAUUUUCACCCCCAUUCUGAAGCAUUUGUCCCCCCGUCGAAAUUGCAGCCUAGUUGAUUUUAGUUUUUCCUUUUGAUGAACAUGGAACUCCACUGAUAUGCUAUAUAAUAUGACAUAAAAGCUCAAGAUGGAAUACAAAACUGAGCUUAUAUUGUACAUAUGCAAGACUAGCAAUUACCAAACUCGCACGUUGUGGCAUUGCUGCUUCUCAAAAUUGUCAAUACAUGAUCGUAUCCAUGUAUCCAUAUGGUCUUUUGCUUGCUUGACUCUG